UAAGUCGCUCUUCCGGUGUGACGUAAAAAAUACACAGCAGCAAGACAAGAUGACAACACUACGACCGUUCACCUGCGAUGAUUUGUUUAAAUUCAACAAUAUAAACUUGGAUCCUCUGACAGAAACUUAUGGGAUCCCAUUUUACCUUCAGUACCUUGCUCACUGGCCGGAGUACUUCAUUGUUGCCGAGGCUCCUGGUGGUGAACUGAUGGGCUACAUAAUGGGGAAGGCGGAAGGAUCUGUGGCUCGUGAGGAGUGGCACGGUCACGUCACCGCUCUGUCGGUCGCUCCAGAGUUCAGAAGGCUCGGCCUGGCUGCCAAACUCAUGGAGAUGCUGGAGGAAAUCUCAGAGAGGAAGGGGGGAUUCUUUGUGGAUCUGUUUGUACGAGUAUCCAACCAAGUGGCGGUGAACAUGUACAAACGUCUGGGCUACAGCGUCUACAGGACGGUGAUAGAGUAUUACUCAGCUAGCAAUGGAGAACCUGAUGAAGACGCUUACGAUAUGAGGAAAGCUCUGUCCAGAGACACGGAAAAGAAGUCGAUCAUCCCACUGCCACAUCCCGUCAGACCAGAAGACAUCGAAUAACAGUAGACUGUGGCUCUCUGCUCCCUUUAUCCUGAUCAUCAGCUGUAAUGUUGUGAUUUCAGGUCCUGUUCAGUGACUUUGUACAUAGUUAAACUAUCAAACAGGCUGCUUACCCCAUUCUCAGUGCUUAUUAGUCAGAGAGCCACUGAUUGUACAAAAUGAUGAAUUGGAAAGUUUAAUCUCCUGUAUAUUCUAAAUGAACAUUUGCUUAAGAAAACACAACAAGUGAGUGAGUUGAUGUAUGUGUAAUGGCACAAAAAGAAAACAUACAAUAAAGACUGCUCAUGA
Acanthochromis polyacanthus (spiny chromis) is the source of this 874-nucleotide messenger RNA. It is a transcript of the gene naa20, whose product is annotated as N-alpha-acetyltransferase 20, NatB catalytic subunit. Gene Ontology annotation, biological process: N-terminal peptidyl-methionine acetylation. Gene Ontology annotation, cellular component: NatB complex. The coding region runs from base 50 to 586 and encodes 178 amino acids. Gene Ontology annotation, molecular function: protein-N-terminal amino-acid acetyltransferase activity. NCBI's taxonomy places the organism in Eukaryota, Metazoa, Chordata, Actinopteri, Pomacentridae. The record is from RefSeq and is a predicted model, not a curated record. The transcript has 6 exons.